This is a messenger RNA of Dipodomys spectabilis (banner-tailed kangaroo rat), 3779 nucleotides long. It is a transcript of the gene CUNH16orf46, whose product is annotated as chromosome unknown C16orf46 homolog. NCBI's taxonomy places the organism in Eukaryota, Metazoa, Chordata, Mammalia, Rodentia, Heteromyidae. The coding region runs from base 424 to 1752 and encodes 442 amino acids. The transcript has 4 exons. The record is from RefSeq and is a predicted model, not a curated record.
GCUCCUGGGGGCCCGAGUGACCUCUGCUCCUCUGCCGCGAGAUGUGUGGGAGCUGAGACUUCCAUUGCGGUACCAAUUUGCUUCCAGCUCUAGGCGCUUAGCGAGUCAGUGAAUUCACGUGAGUUGAAAACGGGAAGAGUUGACACCGAUUGGAGCAGAAAUGAGCUGAGCGGAAGUGAUGUUUUCAUGAACCUCUCUAGGAAGACAUACUUAAUCAUGGUAGCUGUGGCCUGUGAGCCUAUAAUAAGCCCGAGGCACCGAUAACUAACUCGGGAAGAUAGAAACCUCGUCUCUGCUCAGUAUCCUGGGUUGGCCUUGAACUCAAGAGCCUCCCACGUGCUGGGAUUACAGGCCACGUGCCUACACACUAAGCAGGAAAGAGAAAAGGAAGAAGAUGUUAAAAACUAAGCAGUCAUCCUGGUAAUGGAGCUAUGUCAGGAAAGUGAGACUGAUUUAGAAAAUAGUGAAAUUAAAACCACAGAAGAAAUUGAAGAAAACUUUACUUGUCCAGAUGAAAGAAGAGAAAAGAGCCAUGUGUGUUGUCUUCUUGAUAUCAGUGACAUUACUCUCAAAGAAGAUGAAAGAAUCGAGUUCGUUGUUGGCACUGGGUGGGAAGAAGCUGUCCAUGGUUGGGGAAAGACUUCUCCAGCUGCCUGCAUCUGGUCACGGAAGAAACUGAAAAAGGCAAGAGCAGGGGAAAACUCCAGCAGUAGCUGCUUGCUGUGUGUCAGCCUCUCUCAGGUGAUCCCGGAAUCCAAGUCUGCCCUGGAGACUGGAAAAUGGGAGACAAAGACUGUGGCUGACCCAGGCCUGGAGAAGAAUUGGAACACUUCCUCUCAGAUUCCAGGGCCUUCCCAGGUCUCGAGCACUGCUCCCAGGGAGAGUAACAACCUCUGCUUUCCCAACUACAUUCACAGAGAAAAAAAAAGUCUGCAAAUCAAGGAGUUUAUCUGGUGCCUGGACGAAUGGGCCACCCAGGAGGUGCCUAGUGGCAAGGCGGCCCAGAGUCCCAGCAGAGGCAUGUGCCCGGAGAGAGGGUUCUCCCUGUCCGACUCCUUGACCUCCAAGGCCCUCCUAGUCCUGCCUCCCCUGAGAGCUAGUCCUCCAAACAGUGUGGAACCUCUGGGUAAGAACAGUAAGAACAUUUUCUGGCAGUCAGAUGAGAAAGUGGUGAAAGUGGAGAAAGAUGAGUGUGAGACUACUGGCUAUGGAUUGAAAUCAGUGGAUGGGACAGGUGACAAGAGACACUUUGAGCUGACCAAGCACCUCAUGGUCACCAAGGGGACGUCUUUGACAUCUCCGCCCGAGGCCCCGACACCCCUGCUGGCUGAUUCUGAAAGGUGCUGCCUGCGAUGGUCCCUCCUGACUGAGAAAACCUCCAUGUGCCCUCCCAACCCCAACAGCAUCCACUAUCUGGCUACCUUGCAGCUUUUGCAGAAAGAAGGACUACAAAGCUACAGACCUACAUUGAAAACCAAGGACCCAAGACCUCUCAGGAAUACCCAGAGGCACGUUCUUACAAAGACCAAGCAGGAAAGCAGUCCCCAAAUGCUGGAUACCAAAGUGUUCCCAAGACCUCUCUUGCCGUCCCUCACACCCACUCGACUUGCCAGCAAACCUUAUUACAGACUGGAAAUGGUGACCAGUUCUUUCGGAGCCAGGUUCCCACCAGCUUCCUGUGGAUCCUGGCCUUCCCAGUAUGAAGUGAAGAAAAAAAGUGAAUUUCAAUUUAUACGUUUCAGAAGUUGUUAAUAGCCAGGCAUGGUGGCACAAGUCUGUCAUCCCAGCACUCAGAAGGCUGAGGUUGGAGGAUUAGGAGCUCGAGGUUAGGCCAGGCUAACCUCGAGCUCACAAGCUAGUCUGGGCUACAUAGCAAGACCCUGUCUCAGAAAAAAAAAAAAAAAGAAGCCGUUAAUAGUAAAAACCCUAAAGAAAAGAGCCUAAAGGGAUUCUAAAAUAUUUUUAAGACAAGUGGUAGAAUGUUUGCUUAACAAGUUUGAAGCCCUGAGUUCAAAUCCCAGCACCCAGGAUGAGAGUUCACUGGUCUCUAUGGUUUCUAAACAAGGCAUAGCUUCCUGAAUGCCGGGCUUGAUACUGCAUGUACAGCAAGGCAUGAAGUCCCACUCAGCAGCUGGCUGGACAUGUUCAGAGCAGGGCUGUUAGACCUCUGCUGCUUCCAUUUUGGACUGGAUCCUCCUUGUACUGGCUGCUGACUUAAGCAUUGUGGGAUGCUAAGCAGCUCCCUGACCUCCAGAUAUUGAUGCCAGUAGCAGCCACCCUGUACCCUCUUUGUGACAGCCCAAAACUAUGUCCAGACACUGCUGUCUUCCUCCAAGGGCAAAAUCACCCCACUGAAGGAACAGUGUGGCAGGGAACUCUGAAACACUCUGCCCCUGCCUUGGUGGCCUCUAGAAAGAUGCAACCAAAGCUGUGAUUCCAUUGUGAUAGUCUCUCAUAGUGACCACAGGGAGCCUGUUCAGAAAGAGCUAUAGCUUUCCUGAUCCAUUAACUGUUGUAGCCAGAUUGCAAAGAUAGUAAAUAUGCUUACACCUCUUGUCAUUAUUCAGAAUCCCCAGAGUUUUGGCAACGCUGUUCCCUGAACUCCCUGCUUGUCCUAAACAGGUAUAUUACACAGCCACCACCGACACACAUGAUAUGUCUUAGGAACCACUGCUAAAUCUCUGCACCUGAACUCUGUGUAAAUCUUUAAAAACAAAAGUGUCUCUGUUUAUUACAACCUGGGGGUGGGAGGCAUGGCCCAAAUGGUAGAGCUAACACCCUUGGCCCUGAUACUAUUCAUCGCUUCUAAUUUAUGUGGCUAUUUCUUCAAAUCCUCACAGUUGGUUUCUCCUAAUUAAAAUUUAAGAUGACAGGAAGUUAGAAUACUUACCAUUAUGGUAACUAUUUACAGAACUUAAGAAUCCAAGCUCCUAUUUCUUUAGCACAUUAUCUUGUUACAAAAUAGUGAGUUAAAUGGAUUAAACUUAUACUACGUUUUGGAAGUUUCUCAAAUAAUUUUGUCAGAACCUAUAGAAAAAAUGUGUGCCUUACAAAAGUUAGUUCUAUAAACUAAGACAAUCUUGAGUAAAUAAUUCCUAACAUAUAGUUUGCCAAAGUGUGGAUUGUUUUCCAAAGUGUGAUAUAAAACUCCAAUUUAGGGAAGCUUGCUUUUUAAGUUGGUUAAAGAAUUGAUUGUUGAAUAUCAUUUUGUGAUACAGUAAUUUAGAGGCACUAACUUUUGACAAAUGUUCAUUGUGGCACUAAUGGGCUACAUUUCUGAAGUCACUAAAUUUCUCAUUACAGCACAGGAAAAAAGAAGAUAAAGUAGGAGAGGGAUCAGUUACACAUUCAUUCCUAAGCAGCAUGUUUGAGAUGCAAUCCUAAAACCAUAUUCUACCCUGGACAUGGGAUCACCAGAAAGCAGACAGUAAAAUACUAUAAGCAGCAAGAAGACUGGAAGCUCAGAAGGAGGUCUAAUUCCUAUCAUUUCAAUAAGCUUGCUCCUUUAAGCCAACACAAACAAAAACGUCUUUGUUUGCAUGGAGCAAUUUGCAUUGACAAGACAUAAUUGUCUGUUGAGGUCAUACACAUACUUUUGAGACCAACAAGUCCUCUUAGUGCUGUUUCAGUUUUUUUUUCCCCAUUUUUUUGAAACACUUGAUUAUUUUACUGAUAAACUAAAAAGAUGACUUGUUUUAUUUAUUUAUUGGUUGUUCUUUUCUGUAGCCUGUGGCCUGUAAUAUUGUUUCAGAGUAGAAUCUUAAGAAUUGAUGGAGGGG